AUGUCUGGAAAUUCAGUUCAACUCAUGCUUCAGCUGUUCUCAGGGAGCAGAUGUUCAACGUCUGCUGUGGUGUGUAGCUUGGUGGGAUGUUUUCUUGUGUUUCAGCUGUACUCCCUUGUUCACCAAAAUGAUAGGAUGGGAGGAGAAAUGCAAUUUCGAUCAACUCAUCACCCACAGUUCCAUGAACUUGAAGAGGUGGAAGAGGAAACUAUCCAAAUUCCCCCACCAAGAAAGCGAUCCCCACGUGCUGCAAAAAGAAAACCUAGGCGACCAACCACUCUGAUUGAUGAAUUUCUUGAUGAAAAUUCUCAAAUUAGACACGUAUUCUUUCCUGGCCAGAAGCAUGUUAUAGAUCCAAUGAAGGAUACAGGGAAUGAUAGCUAUUACUACUACCCUGGGAGGAUUUGGUUGGAUACUGAUGGAAAUCCUAUUCAAGCUCAUGGAGGUGGUAUUCUAUAUGAUGACAAAUUGAGGACAUACUAUUGGUAUGGGGAGUAUAAAGAUGGGCCCACAUAUCAUGCUCAUAAAAAAGGAGCAGCCCGGGUUGACAUCAUAGGAGUUGGUUGCUAUUCUUCCAGAGACUUAUGGAAAUGGAAAAAUGAAGGCAUUGUAUUAGCAGCAGAAAAAACAAACGAAACACAUGAUCUCCACGAAUUAAAUGUUCUUGAGAGGCCGAAAGUGAUUUACAAUGAGAGGACAGGGAAGUAUGUUAUGUGGAUGCAUAUUGAUGAUGUUAACUACACCAAAGCUGCUGUUGGUAUUGCCAUUAGUGAUUACCCUACUGGUCCUUUUGAUUAUCUCUACAGCAAACGACCCCAUGGAUUUGACAGUAGGGACAUGACAAUCUUCAAAGAUGAUGAUGGUGUUGCAUAUCUAAUCUACUCCUCCGAGGACAAUAGUGAACUUCAUAUUGGGCCACUAACUGAAGAUUAUCUUGAUGUGACAAACAUCAUGAGAAGAGUUCUCGUGGGACAACAUCGGGAAGCCCCGGCUCUGUUCAAGUAUGAAGGAACUUAUUACAUGAUCACUUCAGGAUGCACUGGAUGGGCUCCAAAUGAGGCACUGGCCCAUGCAGCAGAGUCGAUCAUGGGGCCAUGGGAGACUAUGGGAAACCCCUGUGCGGGAGGGACCCGACUUACUACAUUUUUUGCACAGAGCACAUUUGUGGUUCCUGUGCCAGCAUUUCCUGGUUCAUUUAUUUUCAUGGCAGAUCGAUGGAACCCGGCAGACUUAAGGGACUCAAGAUAUGUCUGGUUGCCUUUGAUAGUAGGGGGACCGGCUGAUAGGCCCCUGGAUUACAAUUUUGGGUUCCCAUUAUGGUCAAGAGUGUCAAUAUAUUGGCAUAGAAAGUGGAGACUUCCUCGGGGGUGGAGUUCUUCGAAAUGA
Messenger RNA from Prunus armeniaca (apricot), 1386 nucleotides. Lineage: Eukaryota; Viridiplantae; Streptophyta; Magnoliopsida; Rosales; Rosaceae. The record is from the annotation of a GenBank genome assembly.